AUGACUUCGUUAUUGAAUACGUCAUUGGAAUAUUUUGAGCAUAGCAUCAUUCGACCUCAUACUUCAACCCUCUGUACGGUGGUUGUGCAUAAGCGCUGUCAUGAAGAGGUCGUUUGGAAAUGUCCAGGAAGCAAAACGGAUGCAAUUGAUGAGCUGCGGUUAGAGGCUGCUGAGCAAGGAUUAGGUCGUUUCAAUAUCAAUAUGCCGCAUCGAUUCAGCGUUCACAGCUAUAAGCGACCGACAUUCUGUGAUCAUUGUGGAUCGAUGUUGUAUGGACUUAUUAACCAGGGUCUUCAGUGCUCUGUCUGUAAGCUUAACGUACACAAACGGUGUCAACGAAAUGUGGCGAACAAUUGUGGCAUAAAUGCGAAGCAAAUGGCGUUGGAGUUGGCGCAGCUCGGUCUAACNGGUGACAAAAUGUCGAUUCGUGCAAAGAAGAAGGUAUUAUCAUAUUACACCAAUUCUGAGCGUUUGCUUGAGACUCGAGCGUUCAUUGCUCAGUGA
This is a messenger RNA of Anisakis simplex (herring worm), 504 nucleotides long. Lineage: Eukaryota; Metazoa; Nematoda; Chromadorea; Rhabditida; Anisakidae. The record is from the annotation of a GenBank genome assembly.